Messenger RNA from Acanthopagrus latus (yellowfin seabream), 5473 nucleotides. Its product is annotated as rho GTPase-activating protein 40. The coding region runs from base 520 to 2538 and encodes 672 amino acids. The record is from RefSeq and is a predicted model, not a curated record. Gene Ontology annotation, biological process: regulation of small GTPase mediated signal transduction; regulation of actin filament polymerization; signal transduction. NCBI's taxonomy places the organism in Eukaryota, Metazoa, Chordata, Actinopteri, Spariformes, Sparidae. Gene Ontology annotation, cellular component: cytoplasm. Gene Ontology annotation, molecular function: GTPase activator activity. The transcript has 17 exons.
UGAUCGAUGCAGCACAGUCCUGCCUUUGUACCUGUGAGCCAAGGAGGAUUGUCAGCGAAAGGGCAAGAAAGGGCUUGACUUAGAAGGAACGACUGUCAGAGAUGAUUCGAGAGAAAGGAAAGAACAUUUUAAGGAUAGGAAGCCCCAGUAUAACUUUAUCCAAACAGUGAGUCAACCCAGCCGGCCGGACGGUCAGUCAGGCAUGCAGCUGUGGUGGUAUUCAGCUCCAGCCCAGUCCAUCCAACCAGCCGUUCAGCCCAGCCUCUUCCCUCUGUCUGAGUCCCAGCCCCUGUCAGCUAUUCAACCACUCAGCAGCUCCUCUCCCACCUUGGCUGCCCCCCCCCCGCAGACCUCCUUUCCUGCCUCAGGAUGCGAUGUAGUGACGUGCCUGCUAGCGCAGUGAGACUGUCCUUGCUCUGAUGUUUUUGUGUGCUGAGGAGAUUACAAGGAAACAGCUUGCCAGGAGUAGGCAGCUGCUGUUUCCUACAGCUUGCAGCAGUUUUGGGGGACUACAGCAGGAUGCCGUGGGGGAGAAGUGGCUCGGCGGUCCUGCUGCUUCUCUCGGGCAGGACCAUUGCACGGGCCAAGGCCAGAAAUCCCAGCCCCACCGAGAUGAGCGUGGAGCCCUGGGCGAGCCCGCAGGACCAGGCAGCCGCUGAGCAAACAGACAGCACACAGGAGCCAUCCGCCCAGGAGCAGGAACAGGAGCAGCACCCCGACAAACUCUGCCUGGACUCGUUCUGGAGUGAGGUGGAGACCAUCAGACAGGGGAGUGGCUACACAGACCUCGACUGCACCAGGAGAGACUCAAGACAGUCAGAAGAGGGUGAGCAGGAGGAGCAGUGGUUGGCCGACGCUGGUUUGUCGAACCUCAUCAGCGAGGACAGCGAGGAUGUAGACAACGCGGUGCUGCUGUCCACUCUGACCCGGACUCAGGCAGAGGCCGUCCAGCGUCGACUGGAUUCCUACACAUUGUCCCUGCGCAAGAGGAACAAACCGGGACCGCGCGACGUCCGUGAAGUCUUCAAACCCCCCAUCACUCAGCAGACCCUACUGCCUGAAUCUCAGCGUAGUGAAGACCUCGCCCAGAACAGCAUGGCAUCGGUUGCCAAAUCACCACUAUCAGCGUGUGUUUCCCACUCUGCCAUGACGCCAGAGCAUCAGCGAGGCGCCCCAAAAGAGGAAAUAUUCAUCACCGACGUGGCUUACUGUGAACAGGCCGUCAUCUUCCUCAAACAGGCCAAACUGCCGCAGAACAAUGUCCAGCGCAGAAAAGAGGAUGGCACCCUGCCUAGGGUGACCUGCCCCAAGUGCCGCCUGGGAGUGACUCGCAUUCAGGAUCUCUCCCACUCUGACAUGAAGAAGGUGCGUCAGUUGGCUCUCAUCGACAUGACGGCAUUGUGCGACCUCUUAGAGCUGGAGGUCAAACGACACAAAAUGGGCAAGAGGAAAAUCCCAGAGAGCUCGCUCUACGGGGUGCCGCUGGCCACGCUGCUGGAGAAUGAUCAGAAAAUCAAGCCGAACACCUCGACUCCUCUCUUCCUGCAGGCGUUGUUGUCAUUUUUGGAGAAGAAAGGAGUGGAUUCUGAGGGGAUCCUGCGGGUACCAGGAGCCCAAUCCAGAAUCAAGCUGCUGCAACAGAACUUGGAGGCCAACUUCUACUCAGGGCAGGUCAGCUGGGACGAGGUGAGUCCAAACGACGCUGCUGCGCUGCUCAAAAAGUUCAUCCGGGAACUACCUGCUCCCCUGCUCACAGCUGAGUACCUCAACACCUUCAGUGCUGUCAGAGACAUCACAGAGCUGAAACAGAAACUCCACAUGUUGAACCUGCUCAUCCUGCUGCUUCCUGAGCCCAACAGGAACACAUUGAAGGCCCUCCUCGAGUUCCUCAGUAAGGUGGUUUCCCGGGAGAAGAGGAACAGGAUGAACCUGUGGGCUGUAGCAACCAUCAUGGCUCCCAACCUCUUCCUCCACAAGGCCAUCCCCAGCAGACUGACGGAGGGCGCAGAGAAAGGACAUGCAGAGAAGGCAGCUGAUGUUAUGAGGCUCCUCAUCCGCUACCAGGACCUGCUCUGGACGAUACCUAACUUCCUCAUGAGCCAGGUGCGUAAGUUGAAUGAGAACAGUAACCGGCGUUACCAGUUCUACGAUCGACGUAUCAAGAACCUGCUGAGGAAGAUCCACACAGACAGCCGGGACAAACCGGAUAAAAACACCUCAGAGUUAUGCCGUACAGUGAAGAUCCAGGUCGGGGACGUGGUGAGCGGCACAAUGGAGUAUCAGCUCAACAUCAACUCCAGAGCCUCGGACCUGCUCGCACAGUUUCACCGCCAGUCUGUUCACAGCCCUGACAAUGGAAAGGGCAAAAUGCGAAGAAAUGGAGCCGUGCUGUAUCCAGACUGCGCCCUGUAUGAAGUGGGAGGUAACAUCGGUGAGCACUGCCUUGAUCCCGACACACACCUCCUGGAUUUGUACAACAGCAACAACUCAGGAGAGUGGGUCAUCAAGCUGAAGCCCAACGCCAGCAGAGGCAUGUGAAGGAUGGAUGGACAGACCGGAGAACAGCUCGCUGCAGAAGGACAGAGCCUAAAUAAAGCUGUUCCUCUCCUCAUGUCCUUUUCAUCCUUGGAGCAACAAGGGAGAAGGAGACAGAUGGACAGAUGGAGGAAGCGGAAACAGAUAAAUGGAGAAUCUGCCAGGAGCAGAGGCUAAAAACUGACUGCGAUCACAUGAACAUACACCACACUCUGUCUCCUCCUUCUCUCCGUCCUCCUCCUCCUCCUUUUCUCCCAUCACUCCAUCAUCCCCCCCCUUGCAUUACCAAGGGGCUGCAAUGCUGCAAGCGAAAAAGCUGCUGAUGUGACUCAUUACUUCCGACAGUGAACCUGCUGCAUAGAAAACACAGGAGAGAGAGCGGUUGGCCAGUUUGGCUCGCCAUCUUUUUUCAUCUGCGUCCGUGAGCGAGCAGAUGGGGAUGCAGAGCACCUCUGGCUAUAGAGACUAACCCAAGUCCCGCCCCUUUCUCAGGCCUGCAAGACAGCGUGUGUGUGUCAUUCAUCGGUCUUGCGUCUCAAACGCAAUUCAACAGCUUUCCACUCUCAUUUUUUUGGCUAAAUUGAUGUCUAGUCUUGAUUUCGCCUUGUUUUUAAAAUAUAAAACAUUUAUUCUAAUACCGAAAGUUCAUUCUUGACCUUGGAAAUACAAUUCUUAAGAAGAGCUACUAAAUCAUCCUCGUGGUGAGACUGUUUUGCCAACAACAAUUUCGUCAACAACAUUCAACAACUUCAGCUGCAGGCACUGAGUAACUGGAUCUGUAGUUGUUGAAAGCUAACAAAUAAUCAUUUUUAUAUCGAUCUCAAAUUUGACCAAACCUCAAUCUGUUUGUUUAAAAAAACAUGGCUGAGAAAUAUCGAGGAGAAUUCCACCUGAAGGGAUCAGGGUUCUCUAAUCCCCCAGGGUCCUCGCUUACAUGACACUGAAGUAGUCACCUCGUAACACGGUCACUUAAGUGCAUGUAAACACAGUAACUGACUCCAUAUAGCGUAGGAUAUGGACAGACAACUAAAGUACUGCCUUCUCUAAUUAAACACUGAAGAUUAAAAUCCAGCAGCGAGAGAGAAUGCAUUGAAAAUCGAAUGCUGGUGGAACAGAAGCUGAACUGGAAACAGAGCGGGACCUCGGCUCAGUUAAUCAACUCCUUUUUUUUUUUUUUUGUCUCCCACUCGCACGGACAGUUUUCCAGCUCAGACGUUUGGAUCACAGUGUAAACAAAGACUUCUUCGUAUCGACUCCUGUGCCAUUCAAAGAGGGAAGAAAGACCCAGAUGAACUGAUAUCCCCUUAUCUGUGAAACCAAGCGAUCUCCUGGGCCUUAUAAAAAAAAUAAUCCAUGGACUUCCAAGGACCCCUGACCCGUACCAAACGGUGUUUAAAGAGACUUUCCUUUUCUUUUUGAUACCCAGGGAUUCGGUGUCACCACCUCAAGGACAGUUACUGCACCUGUAAAGGGAGAUGUUAAGGACAUUCAGUGAAGCUGGUCUUCAGUUUUUAAACACACGAAUGGAGCCAAAAGUGCUAAAGUGACUCUCGGGGUACACUGGGGUUAUUAUUAUUGUUAUUUAUAUGAAUGUAAUACCAUUGUUGCUUGUGUGUUUGAUGAGUAUUAUGUAGGCUAGAGAGGCUUUAGGAUAAAGUGGAGUUGCUGCACUCAGUGUAGCGGUAUGUUGUGUUAAGUUGUCCAUACAAAGUGUGGGUAUUUGCAGUGUUCUUGUACAUAUUUCUUCAUGCUAAGAUGUUUUUCGAUGGAUCUCUUUACAUCUACACAGUACAUUAAGAUUAAUAUCAUGUGUAAAUACUCUUCAUCCGUCCACUCUGCUGUGAGGAGGCACUGGAAUCACUGCAGCAGGACUGUUCGUGGCGAUUGUGUCCAAACACAUGCGAGCAGCAAAUGAAUGUGUCGAGAGCUCGGUGCCGAUCGUCACACGUGAAUCGCUCGCUCCUUGCAACCGGAGCCAUGUUGGUGCUGCCGCGGCCAUUUUGUGGGAAGUGUCUCGCACGCUCCACUCAAUAGACGGAGUAAUGACAGCCGGGCCCGGCACCGACAUCCAUCAACACCCUCUGCUCCGUCUCUGUCACCUCCCAAUAAUGGACCAUAAUGGCAGUGCGGCACAUGCAUCAGAAACACACCGAGGAAUCACAUUUCUUUGAUAAAGGAGAAGGUAAUAAAUGGCUGUUAUAAAUUCUGCUGCCCUGGACCUGACGCCAGCAGCGGCGUGUGUGUGUGUGUGUGUGUGUGUGUGUGUGUGUGUGUGUGCAUGCAUGUGUGUGAUGAGCUUCAUUACACAAGUCCAAUUGGCCUGUCCCAGGGUCCCAGGCACAGUUCAGUGCCUCGGCACAAAGCGAGCUGAUGAAAACUGCCUUCUGCUGACAAUCAGGAGAACUAGGUCACCUCUGAAGCAGCAUCCCAGAGGGCAAGCGGUGUGAGUCCAAACACCCCGAGGAGCCGCGCACAUGGACGCAUAUUGUCUAAACACACAUGACACGCAGCACGGGCCACGCUGAUGAUGUGGGGAGGGGGGCGCAGGUUCUUUUUUGACUGUCUGUGUUUGUAUAUAUGUGAAUGUGUUUGUGUGUGAGAGAGAGAAAAAGAGGACGCUUCCUUCGGGUAGGAAUCUCUGAAACAGUGCUGUUUUUUUAAUUACCCAGGGAGGCUAAACGAUGAGACUCUCCCAGGGGCAUUUAUUUCCUGUUGUGCUCAGUAUGGUUGUGGACCCUCUCAGUGUCGUCAUCAAUGUCCAGCUUCUAUCACGGUGAAGAUUUUUAGACGUCACUCUGCAGACGUCAGAAUGUAUAUUUAUGCCCUUUACACGAGUCAUUGUUUUUAAUACUUAUGUGAAAAAUACCUUAGUCUUUGCUCUAGAAAGAGAAACUUUUGAAAAAUGUCCCUUUUUUUGUCAAUAAAUGUGAAUCUAAUA